AUGUCUGCCGCUAAGUGCCACAGCCGCCGCAUGGAAGCCUGCAUUCCGCUCCAGGGAGCUCAAGUGACCGUGGAAGGGACUCCAGUCAGAAAGACUUCAGCGGACUCGUCCGCCUCCCACAGCAGCCGCUCGAAAACCUGCACUGGGCUCCAGGGAGCUCCGCUGGCCGUGCGAGGAACUCCAGGAAGUGAACUCCACGACACACGAUCUGCGGACUCGCCUGCUUCCAACAGCAGUCGCAUGAAGACGUGCAUUGCACUCCAGGGAGCGGCAGUGGUUGAGGAAGGGAUUCCAGUCAGAACGUCUUCAGUGAGGGAACCCCAUGGCAGACGGUCAGCGGACUCGCCUGCCUCCCGCAGCAGCAGUCGCAUGAAGACGUGCAUUGCGCUCCAGCGAGCGCCAGUGGGCGUAGGAGCUGGCCCAGUGAGAGGGACUCAUGUGGGAGGCAUCCAUGUGAGAGGGACUCAUGUGGGAGGCAUCCCUGUGAGAGGUACUCCAGAGGGAGGCGCUCCAGUAAGAGAGCUCCACGCCACGCCAUCAGCGGACUCGCCCGGCUCCCACAUUGCGCGGAUUGAGCGCCAUGGGCAGCAGCACACGGCGUGGCUCUCACGGCACGGCAUGAGGAGGAAUGAGCCUGCCAUUCACUGCCUAUCGGCUGCUGUCUUCCCCACCAACUUUGCCCCUAGAGCUGGAACCAAAGGCUCCCCUCCCAAUCCCAAUCGCACACGCAUGCAGCAGGCUCUCUUUGCCCCCGCCAUCCCAAUUGGAGCACCGCAGCAGGAGGCCCAUGAUAAUGCCUCAAUGCUCCAGCAAUGUGCUGUCUUUCCCUCCAGCGCUGCCCCUGUUUUUGAGGCACCUCAGAAGUCAACGCUCCAGGUCCAGCAAUGUGCUGUCUUUCCCUCCAGUGUUGCCCCUGGAACCGGGUCCCCGGAUUCCCCUUCACCCUGCACGCGCAUGGUGCCUCUCUUUCCCAUUCAGAGCCGAGAGGGAGCAGAGGGUCCCGAUAACGUCUCAGUGCCCCAGCAAUGUGCUGUCUUCCCCUCCACCAUUGCCCCUGAAGCUGGAACUGGAACCAAGGGGCCUGCUCUUCCUACAAGCUCUCAUGACACAGCAGACCCAUGUCCGCCUGGCAACACACACGAUGCUCAGGCCCAUAAUGGGCCAGCAGUGCUGCCACAAUCAGAGCAGCGAGGCGCGUUCUUUUCCAACACAGCUGUCUUCCCUGUGGCCUUCGCUCAGGCGAUUUUCGAGUCUACUGAAAAACAAGCCCAUAAUGGGCCAGCAGCGCUGCUACAACCAGACCAGCAAGACGCUUUUCAUUCCAACACAGCUGUUUUCCCCGUGGCUUUCGCUCAGCCCACAGAGCGGUGUGCCUUUCCGUCGUUCACAUGCCUCUUGAAAUCCAUCUCGCCCUCCUGGCAACAGGAAUGCCUGACCCUGACCCCAGAAGCUGUUGCUGCGGGUAGAAAGGGACUAUCGAGUGUGCAGCUGCAGCAACAGCUGCUUCAGCUUCGACAACAGGAGCGACGGCAGCUUCAGCAGCAGCAGCAGCAGCAGCAGCAGAGAGAUUCUGAGGUUCAUGUUGAUGCCGCUGCAUGGGAGUCUGAUUGCACUGCUGGCAGUGCCCCUUCUGGUUCCAGUGAGGCAUGUGUGCUGCAUUCCCCGUCAGCGAGCUCUGAUGGCACAGGGCAAUUGGAGACCAGGCUGGAGAUGCUGGCGAGGCUGGCGAGGCAGGAGAGGCAUGCAAGGCAGGAGGGGCAGGCGGGGGAAGAGAAGGAAGAGAGAGAAAAUGAGGAAGGGGGCUGGAUCAGCAAUGCUGGAGAUUAUGAGAGGUCGACUGCAGGGAAGCAACUGACUGAGAUGCGCAGAGGCUGCAAUGAGCUGUCGUACAUAUGGGCCGCCUCUGAAGAUUGUGACGAGGGGGAGCUACUAGACACUGCAUCCUCGUUAUUGAGCAUCCAUGGAACAUUUCGGACGUAG
This is a messenger RNA of Closterium sp. Naga37s-1, 1980 nucleotides long. Lineage: Eukaryota; Viridiplantae; Streptophyta; Zygnematophyceae; Desmidiales; Closteriaceae. The record is from the annotation of a GenBank genome assembly.